Messenger RNA from Penicillium macrosclerotiorum, 1236 nucleotides. Its product is annotated as putative extracellular protein. The record is from RefSeq and is a predicted model, not a curated record. Lineage: Eukaryota; Fungi; Ascomycota; Eurotiomycetes; Eurotiales; Aspergillaceae. The transcript has a single exon. The coding region runs from base 1 to 1236 and encodes 411 amino acids.
AUGAAGGGAAUCGCUCUGCUCAGCAGCUUGUUGGCGGCCACUGCAUCUGCACACAUGCAGAUGGCCAAACCAUAUCCCAUUCGCAGUCCUCUGAACAAGGACUCGGAUGGCAAGAAGGACUACUCAUAUACCAACCCGCUGCAGUCCUCUGGAAGUGACUACCCUUGCAAAGGCUAUGCGAAUGAUCCCUUCGACUCGCAGGCGACCUAUCAACAGGGCAAGGAGUACGAGAUGGAGCUGGAUGGCAGCGCCACUCACGACGGGGGCUCGUGUCAACUUGCACUGACCUAUGAUCAAGGUAAAACGUUCAAGGUCAUUGAGUCCAUGCUGGGAGACUGCCCCAUCGCCAAGAAGUACAGCUUCACAGUCCCCUCCGAUGCUCCCUCGGGCGAAGCCCUAUUGGCUUGGACUUGGUUCAACAAGGUCGGCAACCGAGAGAUGUACAUGAACUGUGCCAUGGUCACCAUUGGUGGCAGCGAUGCUCGCGAUUCUGGCAAUGCAACUGAGUCUAACUCGCCCAAGGUCAGCGAGCACAAGAAGCUCUCGCAUGAGAAGCAGAUGUCCGAGGACAAGAUGGAGCAUAUGAACCACCCGCCCAUGGAGCACACCAACAAGCAGCGCGACAUGACGGGCACCGCUGAUAGCACCAAUCUUAUGGGUCAGAGCAAGAUGACUGCCUUCGACAGCCUCCCCGAUCUCUUCGUCGCCAACGUCGAUCAGGCUGGCAAGUGUGUGACCAUCGAGGGUGCUGCCGUGGACUUCCCUAUCCCGGGCGACGCUGUCAUUGGCAAGAUCGAUGGCAAGGACAAGGGCUACAAGUGCACUGGCGAAGCUCCCUUCCUCCCCGCCAGCAGUGAUAGCAGCGACUCGGAGUCGACCAAGUCGACCAAGACCUCCAAGUCCUCCAAGUCCUCCAAGUCGAGCAAGAACAACAACACCACUCGCACCGUUAACACCAACACCCAGUCCAUGUCCAUGUCCAUGUCUAAGAUCGCCUCUGCUUUUGGUACCCCGACCGCAGACCCCCGUGUCCUGUCCAACUUGGGCACCCAGGCCACGACCAACAAUGCUUUCUCCAACUACGUUGGUGAGUGGAGCUGUGUCUCCGGUGAGAUUCUGUGCUCGCCCGAUGGGUUCUCUUGGGCCAUGUGCUCUAACAGCCGUCCCAUUUACAUGGGUCCCGUUGCUGCUGGCAUGCUGUGUCGCUUCGGUGCUAUGGUCACUGCCGGCUGGUAA